UUAAUCAAUAAGCGCUGAGGGUGGGAGCUACAGCUGACGUCUCCUUAUUCACUGGUCUGCUCUCUCACUGUCUCCUGCUAAAUGACUGUGCGGAGAUGCUCAGAGCUCUGGGCUUCCGACGACUCAUCUCCUUAGAAAACUUCAGAAGACCCAACUUCCCCCUGGUGGCUGAGAUACUAGGCUGGUUGGUACACAGGUUCGAACCCAACGCUGACCUGCCAACACACACCGAUACUGAACAGGACAGAGUUAUUUUUAUCAGAUCCGUCGCCCAGUUCAUGGCAGCGAAGGCCAACGUCCGCCUCAACACCAAGAGACUGUACCAGGCUGACGGGUACGCCGUUCAAGAGAUCCUGAAGGGGUUAAGUCUGCUGUACUCCGCUAUGCCCAACAAUAAAGAUGACAGUGGCUUCGACGAUGACUCAGAGACGACGCUUAACUUUGACGUCUCCAACAAGAUCUCCGAGUUGAAACACAUCAGAUCCCUGGCCUCUGAGAUCUCCAGCAGGGGCGCCACCCUCUAUGACCUUCUGCGAAGAGAGGUUGACCUCAGGGAGAUCCGCACCAACAUUAUCAACAGGCAGCUGGAACUGACGGAGGUAGAGGAAGGAAUGCAGUCAGCCAUCAGCGCCUGUGAGAGGGAGGGCAAACCGAACCAAACCGCCAUAGAAAACGUAGGUUCUGACCAAUCCAACCUGGAGGCCAAGAUUGACAAGAAGAAAACGGGUCUUGAGCGGGGACAAAAGAGACUCCUUACCUUGAAGAAAGUCAGGCCGGCCUUCAUGGACGAGUAUGAGAAGUUAGAGCAGGACCUCAAGCGUCAGUACGAGUCCUUUGUGCAGAAGUUCAUCAGCCUAUCUUACCUCGAGAACCUGCUUGAUGACUACGACCGCAUCGAGCAAGAGAAGAUGGCGGAGAGGGAGUCAGCCACCCGCAAGAUGCUGGAGAAGCUGCGGACAGAGGAGAGUCACCUGGGCAGUGGUGGAGAGGACGAUUCUGAUGACACCGAUGAUGAUGACGAUGACGAUGACGAUGAGGACGAGUUGCUCAAGGACAAGGUCAAGGACACCAUCAUGGAUAAAGGAGGCAAGGACGGCGUUGGUAAAGGUAGAGCGCAGAGACCACCCGAGGACGUACCCAUGGACCUCACCACCAGUAGUCGCCGUCAGCUAGUACUUCACACUCCCCUCUUGGUCACAUCUCAGGAAGACUCCAAGCCCGGAUGGGCUGUCCACAUCACCAAGCUACCUGCAGACGCCAUGAUGGUGCGCUCCUCUCAGACAUCUGCCAGUCGAUGUCGGCCACCGUCCACAGAGGACAAGAAUACCACUACCACUACCGUCAUCACCAGCGAAGCGACAAGCAGCAAGGAUUGGGGGCAGGACGACCCGGGGACUAAUGGUGAUGUAGUGGAGGCUGGAGAAGGCCUACAGACCUCGACCGCCGCCCAAGGUCUGCUUCCUCUCAAGGACACUGAGGCCAGGUCCCCCAAAUGCUCUACUACACGUACUGCUCUCCAGCUGAUCCAGAACCUGAGGGCCCAAGCAGCUGGGCAGCAACAACGAAGCGUCUCCACCACCAUACCCGACUGGAUUACGAGGCCGAGGUGGAGAAAAACAUCCACCUCGAGGACAACAAGUCCUACAGUACAAGGGACACUGAGGACGACGAGACGUGGCAGAUGA
Molecule: messenger RNA, 1685 nt
Organism: Homarus americanus (American lobster)
Lineage: Eukaryota; Metazoa; Arthropoda; Malacostraca; Decapoda; Nephropidae
Product: clusterin-associated protein 1-like
Exons: 10
Coding region: 96-1685 (529 amino acids)
Biological process (GO): cilium assembly
Cellular component (GO): cilium; intraciliary transport particle B; centrosome
Source: RefSeq, a predicted model, not a curated record